Molecule: messenger RNA, 3556 nt
Organism: Stegostoma tigrinum
Lineage: Eukaryota; Metazoa; Chordata; Chondrichthyes; Orectolobiformes; Stegostomatidae
Product: GTP-binding protein Rit1
Exons: 6
Coding region: 330-986 (218 amino acids)
Biological process (GO): Ras protein signal transduction
Cellular component (GO): plasma membrane
Molecular function (GO): GTPase activity; GDP binding; GTP binding
Source: RefSeq, a predicted model, not a curated record
GGGCUGCAGUUUUCUGUGGGGAAGGUGAGAAGUACAGCGGGGGCUGGGAAUAGAGAGAGACAGACCGGGGUGGGGGGGUGUGCAGAUCGUGCCCUGGGAGCUGACAGUCGCCCAGAUUCCUCCCGGGCCCCGCUGCUCCUCUGGAGAGGGUCAGGGGCAGGAAACAGCCCGAAGACAGAGGCAUUUCUGAGAAGUUUCUACUGGGAUUAGAGAGAGGAGGUGGAGGUCAAAACUCAGAAAGAAACGGGACUUUCUGGUGUUGGGCGAUGGGGCUGGAGGGUCGCUGACCCAGUUUAAGUUGGGAACGCGAUCCGCGAUCACCUUUGACCAUGGAAAACGCAGCUGCUUCCGGGCGGCCUGGGACCAGUGCCGCUGCUGGGAUCCGGGAAUACAAGAUAGUGAUGCUGGGGGCCGGAGGAGUUGGGAAGAGUGCAAUGACAAUGCAGUUUAUCAGCCACCGUUUCCUCGACUACCACGACCCGACUAUCGAGGAUGCUUACAAAACACGAGUUCGGAUUGACGAUGAGUCAGCACAUCUGGAUAUUUUGGACACAGCUGGACAGGCAGAGUUCACUGCCAUGAGGGACCAGUACAUGCGAGGAGGGGAAGGCUUCAUCAUCUGUUACUCCAUCACCGAUCGCCGCAGUUUCCAGGAGGUGGUGGAGUUCAAGCAGCUGAUUUACCGUGUGAGGCAUACCUACGACAUCCCAGUGGUGCUGGUGGGGAACAAGUCAGAUCUCUGCAAUCUCCGGCAGGUGUCAAAGGAGGAGGGCACGGUGCUGGCUCGAGAGUUCAACUGUCCAUUCUUCGAGACCUCGGCUGCUCUCCGCUACUUCAUCGAUGACGUGUUCCAUACCAUGGUGCGGGAGAUCCGCCGGAAGGAGAAGGAAGCCCUGCUGGCACAGGAGAGACUCAGUAAGGUCAAAAACAGCGUCUGGAAGAGACUGAAGGGACCCUUCCGAAGGAAAAAGGACUCUGUGACGUGAAGCGUGGUGCGGGGAGGGGAUGGGGCGGUUUUGGUAAAAACUCUGGGGAAACUGCGGCCUCCUUCCCCCAUGCCCUCAACCUCUCAGCCCCCAUCCCAGGCAAAUAGCCACAAGGACUCUGUCCAAAGGACUGGGCUGGAGGUCAAUUCCACAUUGCAGUUUCCUAACUCAGCGGUACGGUUCUUCCACUCACCCCACCCAACCCCAACCCACCAGCUCGCCUGCUCUCCAAUGACCGAAUGGCCUCAACUCGAUGGAACAGGACCAAUGGCACAUAGGAGUCAGGCUCCCAUUUGUACUUAGGCCUCUCUGUACCACCCCUUACCCACUUCUCUCUCUCUCUCUCUCUCCCCCCCCACCCCCCCCACAUACCCACAACACUUACAACCACUUCCUGUUCAAGGCACACAGCAUUCCCAUCAAACACUCCCGGGGCCAGGGAGGGCACAGGGUUAGAUACAGAGUAAAGCUCCCACUACACUGUCCCCCGCCAUCAAACACUCCUAGGGUCAGAGAGGGCACGGGGUUAGAUACACAGUAAAGCUCCCACUACACUGUCCCCCCCCAUCAAACACUCCCAGGACACGGACAGAGUGAAUCUCCCUCUACGCUAUUCUGUGCCUCAAUCUCACGGGCGACCAUUAAUCAGAGAUGAUGAUGAUGAUGAACUAAUCAAUGACGACCCAUUCCCACUAGCCAGGUACGAGCCCUGGCUCCCUGGCCCUGUCCAGGGGAAUCCUCGCAUCACUGACAGCUGCUGAGUGUGAGGUGGUUUUCUCCUUCCCCUGUCACGCUCCCGUGGAAUUCCUCUGCAGUCUUUGAGGAGCUGCUGCCUAUCUUGUUCCAUAGGCCUGCACGUAUCUCUGAACCCUGUGCCCUUGUGGCGAGGCUGCAGAUGUCACGGGUGUUCAUUGCCCAAGCGACUCCAGCCAAGCCCCUCACCAGCGACAGGUGUAAGGGCAUGGAGAGUGAGCUGGCCGACAGGGGGUGGCGAAGUCAAGGCUUGCUUGCAAAAGCACAGAGUUUUAAUGUCUCAUGCACUUUUGCUGCUUUCUCUCUGUUGAACUGACUGUCUAUGGAAGUUCUUUGAUGUAACACUGUGGCUUUUGAGGAUGCUUGACUAUUAAAUUAAGGUAAAAAAAUGGCAAGGACAAAAGCAAAACUAAUCAAGGAGCACUUUCUCUGGAGCCAGUCUGAAUGCUGAUGGGCAGAAGGCCCUGCCCCUGUGCUGAGGGAUGUCUGGGUGAGCGAGUGGCAACGUUGAGACUACAGUGCCUGUUGGUAGAUCAGCUUCCCAGAGACACACAGCUUCUGAGAAUAAACUCCAGGGCUGGCUCUCCGAGGUCCCCAGCACAGUACACAAGGCUCUUCAGCCCAUCGAGUCUGUGCUGGUCAAAAGCCACCUAUUACAGUCCCAUUUUCCAACACUUGGCCCAUUGCCUUGGGACCACAAGUGUACAUCUAAAUACUUCUUCAAUGUUACUGCCUUUUACAGGCUGUAAGCUGUGAUUUCCCAGCCCGGUCUAAACCUCCUGCCCGUUCCCUUAAAUCCACGUUCCCCCACGUCCCUCCUGGGGAGAGCUCCUUUCUGUCUAACCCUGUCAAUGCCCCUCAAUUUCACACCUUUGGGGUUACCAUUGUUCAGAAACUCAACUGGACUUGCCACGAGCACAGUGGCUACAAGAGCAGGUUAGACGCUGGGGAUCCUGUGGUGAGUAACAUACCUCCUGACUCCUCAAAGCCUGUCCCACCCUCUCCAAGGCCACGUGCCUGGAUGAGUGUAGCCCCCAACAACAAGCUCAAUGUCAUUCAGGACAAAGCAGUCCAUUUGAGUGGGACCACAGCCACAAGCGUCCACUCCCUCUCAGUAGCCGCAGUGUGUACCUUCUACAAGAUACGUUGCAGAAAGUCACCAAAGACUCUCAGACAGCACCUUCCAUACUCACAACCACUUCCAUCUAGGACAAGAGCAGCAGAUACAUGGGAACAGCACCACCUCCAAGUUCCCCCUAGGCCACUCACCUUCCUGACUUGUAAAUAUAAUCGUUCCUUCACUGUCACUGGGUCAAAAUCCUGGAACUCCCUCCCUAAGGGGCAUUGAGGGUCAACCCAGUGCAGGUGGGCUGCAGCGGUUCGAGAAGACAGCUCACCCCCACCUUCUCAAGGGGGCAACUUGGGACAGGGGGCAAUCAGUGCUGGGCCUAGAUAGCAACAGCCUCGUGCCAUGAAUGAAUAAGAUUAAAAUCUUAAUCACAGCCCCAUCUCAGUCCAUGGGGAGGGAGCAGAGUUAACAAUGUGUGUCCAGUUACCCUUCUCUCCUGCACAGAUGCUGCCAGACCCACUGGGUUUCUCCAGCAAUUUCUGAUUCUGGUAUCCAACAGGCACUGUACCUUGUUUUAUUCUGUCUGUCUAACCACUGCUUGGAGGUUCUGGUCAGCUGGGGCCUCAUUUUAAAACAGAACCUCAAACCGUUUUGGUUGCUGAAUUAUGACUUGCAAAUAUGAAACAGCUUGGAGUUAGGUAAACAAGAUCAGCGAGGUGUGACUGUGAGAGAAAUGAACUUGUGAGCA